Molecule: messenger RNA, 1011 nt
Organism: Gordionus sp. m RMFG-2023
Lineage: Eukaryota; Metazoa; Nematomorpha; Gordioida; Chordodea; Parachordodidae
Exons: 7
Source: RefSeq, a predicted model, not a curated record
UAAUAACUUUAGUCGUUUCAAUUUUUACGAUGAAUUUAACUGAACGAGAAACUAAAAUAGCUGCUGCAAAACUAAAGCUUGAAGAAUAUAAAUUACGAAAAGACGGACACAUCUUAAAAGAAAAUAAUGGAUAUAUGAAUAGAAAUCUCCCUAUAUUUAUGGGGACUGCAGAAAUAAUUACAAGUUCUAAUGUCGAGCAUAAUGAUGGAUAUACAUAUAACUAUAUAAGCAAUUUAAAUAAUAAAAUCUUAGUGAAUCAUCCACUGGAAGAAAGGAGAGGAUCUUUCAAUAAACAGAAUUCAAUAGUUAAUAGUAUGAGUUCAGAAGAUAUAUCAAAUUUUUCCAAUGAUCAGAUAUAUAUUCACCCUAAUUUUGCAUCAAAAUAUUAUGAGGAUAACCAAAAAUAUUACAAUGAUCUUAACUCUACAAUGCAUAAUAGCAUUCCCCAAAAUACAUUUGCAGAAAAUCAGAAUCAUUUUUAUAGCCAGGAAAACAAGAUUAUCAACAAUAGAGAUAAAGAUGUGAUAAUUGAAAUAAAAGAUUCUUCUAAAAUGACAAAUACUUCACAGAUGACUCCAGUUUUGAAUGAAAAUAAUAAAAUUUUGCCAAACAAAGAUCAAGAAUUUACUCAUAGAUUAAAGAAUUAUAAGGAAAAUUUGGAAGCAGCUCUCAAUCUAACUCAUAAAUUUGUUGCUAGCCUCUUGGGUUCUCCAGCUGAUUCAACCGAGGUAGUAGAGAGAACGCAUGCCGCUUACGCAUCCGAACUCCGGGACACCCUGAAGGAUUUAAAUUUAUACCUACCCAACGCACCCGAAAAAGUUCUCGAAGCUUCCCCGACGGAGUUUCAGAUUAAAUUUGACUUAACCUUAAAAGAAAUCGAACAGAAAAAUUUGCUGAUCGAGGAACUGGAGAGAAUCGAACGCGAAAGAAUCAAACAGACCAAAAAUUUAACCCAAAAUAACGCCUCGCUUUCUUUGCUAUUAGACCAAAAAGUAUGGAGGACGAAUACAA